GGGUUCAACCACCACCUACCAUAGUCUCUUGCCCAACGAACAAUUUUAAUGAUAUCAAUGAAUUUUCAUUCUCUUUCUACGUGUCCCAUACGCCCUAUUCAUUUCUGCUCUUUACAUUUUCUUCUUAAUUUAAACACCAACUGUCUUUCCUUUCUAUAUUUCUACAUAACCCACUUAUUAUAACUUUGUUAUCAUUUUUGAGAAGCCAUUUAAUCAAGCUUAGCUUAAGCUAAGGCCUCUCCUUUCCUACCCUUUUCUUCUUCCUUUAAAACCCAAAUCAUAAAUUUAUAAUAAAUAAUUACUUGAUAGAGUAUAUAACAUAUAAUUAUUGAAACCGAAAAAAAUGAGUGUAAAAAAGAGUAAUAUGGGGAAAGCAAGAUCAGCAAUAUUGGUAACAGGAAGAGCCAUAAAUGAAGGAAUAAGCUUGUUAGUGUUUACAUUGUUAGACCUAUUAGAUUUUAUACUAUGUUUGGUUUAUAAAGUAAUUGAUUUUGUUGUUGAGGCUGAAUGGAAGCCUUGUUAUUGUUGUUCUUCAUCAGCUAUACAAGCUAUGUCUGUUACAAGUGGUAGUAAGACAAUAUUAGUGUCUGAAAAGGGUGAAUCUACUAAGAUUGUAAGACUUACUUCUACUAAACUUCAACUUGAAGAUGUUUCUGAUACUCUUUAUACUAGACCUUCUGUUAUGUCUGAGAUCUCUAAAAGUUCUUCCAUGAUUUGUGACAAAAUGGCGGUUAAAAGUGUGUCCAAAAAUGGUGGAGGAACAACUACAUUUAGGGUUAGUUCCACCAUUGUUGAGAUGCUUCAAGGGAAGAUUGGUGGGAAACAAGUUUUCCCUAUUCCUAGAUGGUCGGAUUGUGAUUGUACUACUUGUUGUUCUUGGACUAAAUCGUCUAAGGAUACAUUGUUCGUCAAUGUAGAUGGCGCCAUACCUGGAGACAAGACAAGUGAGAAUGUAUUGUUCAUACAUGGGUUUAUAUCAUCGUCCAAAUUUUGGACAGAAACUUUAUUUCCUAAUUUUUUGGCCGCGACAAAAGCCAAGUACCGAUUGUUCGCUGUGGAUUUACUAGGGUUCGGACAGAGUCCAAAACCGACGGAUUCCUUGUACACUCUACGAGAGCACGUAGAAAUGAUCGAACGGUCUGUGCUAGAGAUGCAUAAAGUCGAGUCCUUCCAUAUUGUUGCCCAUUCUUUAGGCUGCAUUUUGGCUCUCGCACUUGUUGUGCGCCAUCCCUCAAAAAUUAAGUCCCUCACCUUAAUUGCUCCUCCAUAUUUCCCCGUGCCCAAUGGAGAGCAAGCAACACAAUACGUAUUAAGAAGGUUGGCACCACGACGAGUAUUUCCACUAAUAAGCAUGGGAGCAUCUUUAGCUUGUUGGUAUGAACACAUUUCUCGGACAAUUUGCUUGCUUAUCUGCAAGAACCAUCGAGUGUGGGAAUUUCUUACCAAACUUGUCACCAGAAAUAGGAUACGAACGUAUCUAGUGGAAGGGUUUAUGUGCCACACCCAUAAUGCAGCUUGGCAUACAUUACACAAUAUAAUUUGUGGAACAGCCAACAAAAUUGAUAAAUACCUUGACGUUGUUUGCAAUCAACUUAAGUGUAAUGUGAACAUAUUUCAUGGAAGAGAUGAUGAGCUUCUUCCAAUCGAAUGCAGCUACAGUGUCCAAUCCAAAAUUCCUCGAGCUCAAAUUAAAAUUGUCGAUAACAAAGAUCAUAUUACCAUUGUUGUUAACCGUCAAAAAGCUUUUGCUCGAGAGCUCGAGGCUAUAUGGUCUUCUUCUUCUUCUUCUUCGAGUGAAUGAUAUGAUCAAAUCAAGAUUCAGACUAAUCAAUCUUGAAGUUUGAACAGCACAUACAUAUAUAUAAAUAUAUAAGCAAGUUUUCAGAUAUUUCUUUCUUAGUGAAAUUAAGGAGAAAUAAUCGUUUUAACUAGUCCAUAUUUUAUGUUGAUUGCCCUUUAUUUGUUGGGUUAUUUUUUUCCUUCACCAAUGUGAAUUUCCUCCUCCCUUCUAAGAAAAAAGUCAACUCCUAUAAGGUGGGAGAUGGUUGCAAAUUAAAUUGUUGCCCAUUCUAAUUGGGUGUGCAUUUUUUUUUUUUACUUUCCUAUUCUUGGCCAUAAGGUUAUUACGCAUAAGUCAUUAUAUUUAGCUUGUUUAUUUGAUAAAAGAAUUGUGAAUUCUUGUCUUUAUUAUUAGUGAAAUUAUUAAUUAUUUCCUCUCA
This is a messenger RNA of Amaranthus tricolor (Joseph's coat), 2219 nucleotides long. Its product is annotated as probable lysophospholipase BODYGUARD 1. NCBI's taxonomy places the organism in Eukaryota, Viridiplantae, Streptophyta, Magnoliopsida, Caryophyllales, Amaranthaceae. Bases 344 to 1801 code for a protein of 485 amino acids. The record is from RefSeq and is a predicted model, not a curated record. The transcript is spliced from 4 exons.